Purpureocillium lilacinum is the source of this 1308-nucleotide messenger RNA. NCBI's taxonomy places the organism in Eukaryota, Fungi, Ascomycota, Sordariomycetes, Hypocreales, Ophiocordycipitaceae. The record is from RefSeq and is a predicted model, not a curated record.
AUGGCGCCUACGGCAUCUGUGGAGCGAAUGGCGACGCUCGCGCACGAAAUUACCGAGAAGACCAAGAUCAUUACCGACUACCUCUCCAGAAAUGGUCUGGAAGCUGCCUCCUUUGAUGUCAAUGGGCUCGCCGAGUUCCCCAUAUCUCCAAAGGACGAGGAGCCGUAUCAGGCCCGACUGGAGUUGAUAUCGCUCACCAAGGAGCUCCAUGACAUCUCCGUCGGCCCCAAGGAAGGUCUGCGGUACUUGGCCUGGGAUUGCGUCAACAACCUAUCGCUUCAAGCGAUUUGGGACUUUAAGAUCCCACAGGCAGUCCCGUUAGAUGGCACAAUCACAUACGAGGAUUUAGCAGCCAAGGUUUCCGAGCUCAACGGCUUUGACAUUCCCAUGCUGAACCUGCGUCGUCUCAUCCGACAUGCCAUAACCAACCGCAUCUUCAUCGAGCCCGAAAAGGGUCGCGUGGCGCACACGCGCAUGUCACGGCUGGUGCUCGAAGAUGCACCCCUGAGCAACUGGGUCGGCUUCAUGUGCAAUGACCUGUGGCUGCCCAUCGCCAACGUCGUCGGCGCGAUGAAGAAGUGGCCCGGUAGCGAGGAGUCCACCGAGACUGGUGUCAACUUGGCCUAUAACCAGUCCCUUCCGUGGUUUGACUACCUGCAGCAGGACGAGGACUUCGCCAAGAGAUACAAUCUCGCCAUGCAAGCGCACGGUGGGGGCGAAGGGUACUCGCUGGCAGCUACGGUAGAGGGAUAUCCAUGGGGUGACUUGCCAAAGGGCGCAACUGUUGUUGAUAUGGGCGGAAACCAAGGCUACGUUUCUUUUGCCAUUGCCGAGGCGUUUCCAGAUCUGCGGUUCAUCGUACAGGACACGGCUGGAAUGCGCACCGACGAGACAACUGGCAAGGUACCUGACGCGCUGCAGUCCAGGAUCCAGCUCACGACGCACGACUUCUUCACGACACAGCCCGUCGUGGCGGAGGCGUACUUCUUUCGCAUGAUCUUCCACGGCUUCGCAGACAAGUACUGCGUGAAGAUCCUUCAAGCGCUCAUACCCGCGCUGCGGCCCGGUGCCAAGAUCAUAAUCAACGACGGCGCCCUGCCCGAGCCAGGGACAGCGGGGUACAUCGAGGAACGGACGAUGCGGACGCUUGACCUGUUCAUGCAGGUGACGGUCAAUGCGCGGGAGAGGGAGCCGGACGAUUGGCGGCAGUUGUUUCGUCGUGCGGACGAGCGAUUCCAGUUUAACAAGAUAUGGAAGCCGGAGAACUCGCGCAUGUGGUUUAUUGAGGUCGAGUGGACGGGCUCCUGA